AUGACCAUGAUGACCCGGGAAGGUCCUGAGCCCGCCCACCGCCUCCUCGAUUUCGUGAACGCGUCUCCCACUCCCUUCCACGCCGUGGCUGCUGCCUCCGCCCUCCUUGAGAAGGCCGGCUUCACCAAGAUCCACGAACAGGAUGACUGGGAGAAAGAUGUGAAGCCUAGCGGCAAGUACUACUUCACUCGUAACCAGAGCGCCAUCCUUGCCUUCACCAUCCCCAAGGGAUGGCAGCCUGGUGCUGGUCUGUCCAUCGUCGCUACGCACAUCGAUAGCCCCAACCUCCGAAUCAGGCCUGUUUCCAAGCGCUCUAAGCUGGGUUACAUGCAAGUUGGUGUCGAGACCUACGGAGGAGGCACCUGGCACACCUGGUUCGAUCGCGACCUCGGUGUCGCUGGGAGGGUCGUCGUUGCAGACAAGAGCGGAAACUUCCAUACCAAGCUUGUCAAGAUCGACAAGCCCAUCAUGCGCAUCCCGAACCUUGCCAUUCACUUGGAACGAGGGUCCGCUGACAACUUCAAGUUCAACAUGGAGUCCGAAUUUGUUCCAAUCUUGGCACUCGAACACCAGUUGAAUGCGAAAGGUGAAGAUACUCGAAGUUCACAGACGUCUCCAAGCGCGUCAAGCAUCCAGGCCAACCACCACCCUGCACUCCUCAAACUGCUAGCCACCGAACUAUCGGUUGCUCCGGAGACCAUUCACGAUUUCGAGCUGCAUCUCUUCGACGUCAACAAAUCGGUUCUUGGUGGUCUCAACAGCGAGUUUGUUUUCAGUCCUCGGCUUGACAACCAGUUUUCAUCGUACUGCGCCGUUGAAGCCAUCGCCAACUUUGCUUCCUCAAGCCACUUCGCCGCUCUUGAGGGCAACGUGGCAUGCAUCUCGCUCUUCAACCAUGAAGAGAUUGGUUCAGUCUCGACCACGGGAGCGGAGUCUUCUCUCGUCCCGUUCCUCUUGCAACGCCUCUCACCAGCCCCGGGAGCAUACGCCCAGUCUGUUGCCCGGUCUUUCCUCAUCAGUGCCGAUAUGGGUCAUGCGGUGCAUCCGAACUACGCAAGCAAGCAUGAAGAUAAUCACGCACCAAGGAUGAACGGAGGAGUUAUAAUCAAGACGAACGCGAAACAACGCUACGCAAGUGACUCUGUUGGCAGCUUCCUCGUGAAGAAGCUGAUCGAGAAGAGGAACGGCAAAGUUCAGGAAUACGAGGUCCGGAACGAUAUGGCGUGUGGUUCUACUGUCGGCCCCUUUUUAUCGAAGAUUGGGGUGCGAACGGUGGACAUCGGUUGCGCCAUGCUUGCUAUGCACUCCAUUCGCGAGACGGCAGGGUCAUACGACGUUCAGAACUACAUCGACCUGUUCGAAGAGUUUUUCGCUGGGUUUUCGACACUGGAUAAGUCGCUGUCUUUUGAGUAA
Messenger RNA from Epithele typhae, 1413 nucleotides. Its product is annotated as aspartyl aminopeptidase. NCBI's taxonomy places the organism in Eukaryota, Fungi, Basidiomycota, Agaricomycetes, Polyporales, Epitheliaceae. Gene Ontology annotation, molecular function: zinc ion binding; aminopeptidase activity. Bases 1 to 1413 code for a protein of 470 amino acids. The record is from RefSeq and is a predicted model, not a curated record. The transcript has 8 exons. Gene Ontology annotation, cellular component: fungal-type vacuole. Gene Ontology annotation, biological process: proteolysis.